Molecule: messenger RNA, 725 nt
Organism: Coprinopsis cinerea okayama7#130
Lineage: Eukaryota; Fungi; Basidiomycota; Agaricomycetes; Agaricales; Psathyrellaceae
Product: imidazoleglycerol phosphate dehydratase
Exons: 4
Coding region: 1-654 (217 amino acids)
Biological process (GO): L-histidine biosynthetic process
Molecular function (GO): imidazoleglycerol-phosphate dehydratase activity
Source: RefSeq, a predicted model, not a curated record
AUGUCAAGGCAAGCUACUAUUCAGAGGAAAACAGGAGAGACAGACAUCGACGUCUCCAUUGAUUUGGACUGCCAACCUGGCUCGAACAAUGUCCAAUCUAUCAAUGUAUCCACAGGAAUCGGCUUCCUCGACCAUAUGUUCACGGCUCUAGCCAAACACGGAGGCUGGUCUCUCACACUCAAAUGCAAGGGUGACCUCUGGAUAGACGACCACCACACUGCAGAUAUGUCCAUGUACCGCGUUACACUGUACUCAACCCUGACACCAGCUGCACAGGACUGUGCAAUUGCGCUAGGAACCGCUUUCAAACAGGCCCUGGGUGAAGUCCGGGGAAUUCGAAGAUACGGAACUGGUUAUGCUCCUCUCGACGAGGCUCUGUCCCGAGCAGUAAUCGACAUCUGCUCUCGGCCAUACUGCUUCACAGAUCUCAAGUUCAAACGCGAAAAGAUUGGAGACCUCUCCACAGAAAUGAUUCCCCACAUCUUCUACUCCUUCGCCAUGGCCUCUGGAGCGACACUGCACGUCGACGUUAUUCGAGGAGAGAACGACCACCACAAAUCCGAAUCAGCAUUCAAAGCGCUCGCCAUCGCUAUCCGACAGGCCAUCGAACGCACCGGCGGCACCGACGUCCCGUCCACAAAAGGUGUCCUUUAAUCAACCAAUAAUCGAAUCAAGAUGAACCUGUACAAGAUCGAGUCCGUCGUAAAUUAUAGAUAGUUCAGUUG